ACACGCUCAGAAGUUGGAGCCACUUCCAAGAUAAAAAAUUUUUAUUAAUAGUUUUCACAAUAAAAGUCUAAUUUACUGUUCGUUUAAAUGUAACGCACUACUACUUCCUCCCUCAGUUUUGGCCCCGCCCUCUUCUUCUCCUGAAGCUAAUUAAGAUUAGUGCGGCUAUUUGUCAUUACCCUAACAUGAAAAAUCUGUCUCACUAGAAGGAAGUUUCCACAAUUAACUUUACCUCCAUUAAUUGUCAGUUUGUCAGGAACAUGUGCACGUUAGCAUGUGGCGUUUAGCUCAUGUAUGACAUUAAUAAUGAGUACACAGCGUCAAACAGCUGCUAGCAUAGCUCUAACAUGUGAUUGUUGUUUUUUGCAUCUUUUCAGAGCUAAUGGCGACGAUGGGUUUCCCGCAGGAGGAAGUGAUGAAAGCGCUGGACGGUCCGAAGUACAACGAGCUAACGGCGACGUACCUGCUGCUGGGCAGGAAAACUGCUGAGUUUGAAGGCACUGAGUCUUUGUCCAGCACUAACCUGGUUCAAAGGUCAAGACCCUGUAGCGACUUCAACGGCUCCAGUCAGAGUCCCGCCCACUCUCGCAGUGCAGCAGCCAAUCAGAAGCACCGGCGGUUCAGCGAUCACGUGGCGCCCUCUAUCCCCCCGCCUGUCUCCUACACCAAGCGUUGCCACGCCAACAGCGUAGAGAGCGAGAGAAGGGCGGAGCCUGCCUCACCGAUGGGAGCUCCAGACCGUAGGAAAUCAGCCACCGCCUCAGGGAGCAUCACUCGCAGGAACACGUACGUUUACGAGCGGACGAACACUGAACGCCAUUCUGUGGUGAUUCCUAACGGGAAAGACAGCAGUCUUCCUGAGGUUCCUGCGGCAUCUCCGUCCCCGUCACCCGGGGCGACCGUCUCCUCCUCACGCCCCCGUCACGUGAAGUCCAUGUCGGCGUCGGGUCACCCCAUGAAGUCCGUGCUGCCUCCCAUCGACGACAGCGCCGAGUAUCAGAGCUCCGCCCACCAGGCUCCGCCCUCCUCGCCCUCAGCCUUCAGUGUCACCAGCAGCAGCACAACGCCGGACCGGAGUCGUUUCCCCCGCGGCUCCUCCACCCGCUCCACCUUCCACGGCGCUCAGCUGCGAGACCGACGACCCGCCACCUACAACGGCCCGCCGGCCUCGCCCAGCCUGUCACAGCACGCCGCCGCCGCGCCACACCGCGGCACCUCGGCCUCACUCAUCGGAAAGAUCACUUCCAAAUUCGUACGCAGGAGUUUAUCGGGUGAAUCCAAGGACGAGGGGCGGGACUCCAAGCCUCGGUCGUUGCGGUUCACGUGGAGCAUGAAGACCACGUCAUCCAUGGAGCCGGGCGAUAUGAUGAAGGAGAUCCGCAGGGUUCUGGACGCCAACAACUGUGAUUAUGAGCAGCGCGAGCGCUACCUGCUGUUCUGCGUCCACGGCGACGCGCGGCAGGACAGUCUGGUCCAGUGGGAGAUGGAGGUGUGCAAGUUGCCCCGCCUCUCACUCAACGGCGUGCGCUUCAAGAGGAUCUCGGGGACGUCCAUCGCCUUCAAAAACAUCGCCUCGAAAGUAGCCAACGAGCUCAGGCUGUGAACGACGACCAAGGCAGCCAUUUUCUGUUUUUAGCACUGUUCCAGAUGAAUGGUGCGUUCACACCAAAAAGAAAAACGACCGAUCAUUUGUGUUUACGCGUGAAAACUCACUUAUGGCUAAUGCUAAGCUAACUGUGUAAGCUAAAGUCCAUUCUCCUCGCUAACUUCCUGCCCCGCCCCGACCCUCUCAUUCUUUCUGCCCACUCUUACAAUCUUACAACACAGGAUUUGUGGGCGGAGACGCAAAUCCUGCAAAGUCAUUGUCUCCUACUAAAGGUCGAUUCUUGUCAAAUCUGGAGUAGAUCGAUAGCCUGCGUCUGCUCUCCUGAAGCUAAUGCUACGUUGGUGUUUUCAGAAGAAUCUCAGUGCAGAUUGACUUUUGCGACUGAUUGAAUUUCACGUCUUGGCUGAAUUAGCGUGAUGCGUGAAAAGGUUUGUUUUGGGUUCGGUGUGAACGCACCACAGACUCUUCUUAUACUCCACACAGUUAAUAUUUAAUGUUAAUGUCACUAAAUGUUGACGCCAGCGAAACCAAACCCCUCCUGAAGAAGCACGAACUCUUACUCCCCCUGGUGGCUGAAGGGAAAACCUUUGCAAUAAAAUUUGAGCAGAAAUGAAAUCGACUUCCUGUUGGUUCAGAAAACCUUGUCCUUGUUCAGACACAUCAGAAUAUUUUAUUUUUUAUUUUUUUACGAGUUGUUUACGUUGUUUUGUUUAUGUUUACUUUUUUUAUUCUUUUUUUAUUCAGUCAGAUCAAAGCUUCAUUUUCUGUUGUUGUUUAUGCUGAAACCUGAUACUAAAUCUAUUAAAUCCUGUUUUCAUUCACACCUGGUUAAACUUAAAGGAUCACUCUGCUGUCAAUCUUCCAGUUUCCUCAGUCAGAACUGGCUCAAACUGGUUUUAGGGCAGGAAGUUUAGACUGUAGCGCCCCGAGGUUGUAAUACCUAGUCGACAGCUGCUCUGAACAUCAACAGUGUUAUUGCACAUCACUUCAUACACUCAGUACUGCCCCCUGCUGGUGUCAGUGAAUGCUGUUUUGUACUCAUGUGUUUAUCAAAUGGACUUGAUUAAACCUAGCAUUAAUGCUAACAUUAGCCACUGAAUCACUUGACUUCAGAUGUCCUGUGGAAACUAAAACAACAAGGUGGACGUCAGCUGAUCAGUGAGUGCUUCUCUUGUGUUUUUGUCCUAACAUUUCCGUUGGAGCGCCCCCUGUAGUUGUACUUUCAAGUUCUAAACUUCUGAAUUAGUUUCCUGAAUUCUCAAUUAUGAAAUGGCCGCUGCGAACACUGAAAUUGUAGUUUUGAUGUGAUUUUGUGUGAAAUCGCAGCUCUGUCAGCUGAUGUCUGUGAACACCACAAGAUUAGCAUGCUAGUUAGGAGUAGCUGUAAUGCUAACAUUAAAGUUCUAUGGAAAUGA
Messenger RNA from Solea senegalensis (Senegalese sole), 3021 nucleotides. Its product is annotated as serine/threonine-protein kinase MARK1-like. The record is from RefSeq and is a predicted model, not a curated record. The coding region runs from base 383 to 1603 and encodes 406 amino acids. NCBI's taxonomy places the organism in Eukaryota, Metazoa, Chordata, Actinopteri, Pleuronectiformes, Soleidae. The transcript has 7 exons.